AUGGACAACCUCACCGACCAUCUGAGCAUUCGAGCCGCAUCAUCACGUACCAUUUGGACCUUCGAGCCGAACGAUCAAGCAAGAACGAGCGAUCUUACUGAGGACUUCAUCAGAUUACUCCACAUCAAGACGUCUACAUUAUCAAAACUGAACCUUGGGCAGCAGCAACGCAUAGUGGGAGACCUGGACAGACGAGACACCUCGCUGAUCAACUCCGAGAAUACAGCGCAUAUCGGUACGACCACCAGAUAUCCUAUCCUACCCCUAUCCUGUACUUGUGUUCAUUAUUGUGGUAAACAUCUAUUGCAGUGUCUGAGACGCAGUGAGUUACCAGUGUUGCACAACAGAGCAGUUUGCCGUCAGCUAGCAUCUGCUUCUACUGUUUCAUACACAAAGGCAGAUUUGCAGUUAAGAAUCCAAAAUGCUGCAAAUCUGUUCUCUGAGUUUAACAACCUUCAGUCUAAAUUAGAAGAACUAGUUUUAGAAGUAGAUUUAGACGAACAAAUCGAACAGAGAGGUCAGUUUGAAGACAGUUAUUUCAACACACUGUCUCAAGCUGAAUGUAUGCUCAGUGGAGAAAAUGACACAUCAUACUCUAAAUCAUGCCCCAAUUCUAACGAUUCCUUAAAAUUUCCCGUUAUUUCGGUACCUACCUUCACAGGCCUCAGCGAUCAGUGGCUACAAUAUAGGGACAUCUUCUUAUCAUUGGUACAUAAUAAUACGAAUAUAAGUAGCAUUCAAAAGUUUCACUAUCUAAAAUCAUCGUUAAAAGGCACUGCAGCUAUGGUUCUCGAUUCGUUGGAAUUUUCAGCUAAUAAUUAUUCGGUGGCAUGGGAACUACUCUUAAAUCGGUUCAAUAAUAGUAGAUUAUUAAUACAUAACCACGUAAAGGCAUUAUUUACUCUUCAGACCGUGACUAAGGAGUCGCCAGAUCAAUUGCGAUAUUUAAUCGACAAUAUUUUAAAAAAUCUACGCGCAUUAAAACUAUUAGGCGAACCAGUCGAUAGCUGGGAUACACUAAUUAUAUACAUAAUCGUAUCUAAAUUAGACAAAAUAUCUGAACGCGAAUGGGAACAAUAUAAAAUCACAGUUUUAAAACUUUCUGGUAACUCCGAAUCGCGAUUGACGGUAGAUACAUUAUUAGCAUUCCUAAAAGAUCGGGCCGACAUGCUAAAGUUCGUCAGUGAAAAUAAAUUAUGCGACAACUGCUUGCGACCGGGGCAUCGCCCGAAUGAAUGCAGGUUCGGUGGAUGUAGGAACUGUAACAAAAAACAUAACUCAUUGAUUCAUAAAGAUAGUGAAGUUUGCAAUUUGUCACCGGUAAGCGAACGGAACACAGCUGCAUUAUCUAUGCACUCUUCAUUCACCGAGGCAGGGGAGCGCCCCGCAGCCGCCGUCAUAGGUACCGAUCUUAACAUUAACGAGCAUUCACGCUUAUCUACGCACACUAAUACAUUAUGCGCUCAGUAUCCCUGUAUGCAACCAGUUCUUUUAUCGACAGCGUUAGUCGAUGUUUAUGACAAAUAUAAUAAUAUUCACACCGUUCGCGCGCUUUUAGACUCGGGUAGCGAGCGAUGUAUUAUGACGCAAUCUUUAUGCGAUUUACUAAAUUCACCAAUUAUACAGUCCACUCAAGAAAUUCGUGGGGUUGGUAAUUCGAUAACACAAUCGACAAAGAUGUGUGAUAUUGAAUUGAAAUCCCGUAUUAGCUCAUACACUGCGUGCAUUCGAUGUAUUGUAUUGCCGCAUUUAACAUCUACGUUGCCAGCGAUACCGAAACAAUGCGCGCAGUUUCGUAUCCCUGACAGUGUGCAACUAGCAGAUCCGCACUUUUGUGAACCCCAGAAUAUAGAUAUUUUAAUAGGCGCAGAUAAAUUCUGGGAUUUAUUAAGUAGUGGUAGAAUGCGAUUACCUAACGGUCCGUUUUUGCAAAAUACACGACUAGGCUGGAUUAUAUCGGGUUCUGUAGGUGUAAACACGCAGAAUACCGGUCAAAUCCAGUGUAAUUUUACACACGUUACCGAUACUCAAUCACAACAAUCUAGGGAGCUUGAGAAAGUCACUAAGUCAUGUGAUAACAAAAAUAGACGCAAACUGAUGACCAGCGAGAGUGCGAAAAUCCUAUCAUUAAAACUACGAUGCGAAAUAAUGAUGGAAGGUUUUGCGUUCGCAUUCCUCUCAAGUCAUCACCACAUGAAUUAG
Messenger RNA from Achroia grisella, 2202 nucleotides. RefSeq lists its product as uncharacterized. Gene Ontology annotation, biological process: proteolysis. The transcript has 4 exons. Lineage: Eukaryota; Metazoa; Arthropoda; Insecta; Lepidoptera; Pyralidae. The coding region runs from base 1 to 2202 and encodes 733 amino acids. The record is from RefSeq and is a predicted model, not a curated record. Gene Ontology annotation, molecular function: aspartic-type endopeptidase activity.